Molecule: messenger RNA, 951 nt
Organism: Penicillium robsamsonii
Lineage: Eukaryota; Fungi; Ascomycota; Eurotiomycetes; Eurotiales; Aspergillaceae
Product: 4-hydroxybenzoate octaprenyltransferase
Exons: 1
Coding region: 1-951 (316 amino acids)
Biological process (GO): ubiquinone biosynthetic process
Cellular component (GO): mitochondrial inner membrane
Molecular function (GO): 4-hydroxybenzoate polyprenyltransferase activity
Source: RefSeq, a predicted model, not a curated record
AUGGCCACAGUAAACGAAAAGGAGCCAUCCCAGACUCAGAGCAAAAUACUCAAAUUGCUUCCUUCUUUCUUGUUGCCAUAUGCUGAAUUAACACGAAUCCACCGCUUGUUGGGAAUAUACCUCAAUACUUCCCCUUAUUUUGUCGGUAUAGCCUUUACUGCAUCAAUUGCGCCAGACCUUCCAGUGUCUAUUCUGCUCCAUCGCCUUGUGCUAUUAUCUGUUUGGUCUUUCUUCCUACGCUGCGCUGGAUGCGUUUGGAAUGAUCUCAUCGACUCAGACCUAGAUGCACAAAUCACUCGAACAAAAUCCAGGCCGCUGCCACGAGGUGCCGUAUCAAAAGGGAAUGCUGCCAUUUUCACCGUUACCCUCUUUGCCUGUGGUAGCUCAGUUUUGCUUUUUCUUCCGUCGCAAUGCACUAUUGAAGCUAUCAUCAAAAUCUUCUUCGCCCUUCUUUAUCCUUUCGGCAAGCGAUUCACAGAUUACCCCCAGGUAACUCUGGGGAAUAUCGGGUGGGCCAUCCCGAUGACAAUGCAUAGUCUAGGAGUCAAUCCUCUCGAUCAUCUUUUGCCCACCGUGUGUAUGUUCUUGUUCAUUGCCACAGUCAUCAUUAUGGUCGAUGUGGUCUAUGCGUGCCAGGACACCGAAGAAGACAUGAAAGUCGGCGUGAAAAGCAUGGCUGUUCGAUUCCGGAACUCCAUUCCUAUUCUGACAUAUGGACUAUUCUAUAUAUCCACUGCUCUCUUUGCAUCCGCUGGGCUGCUCACUGGCCUUGGCCUCCCCUUUUUUGUUGUAUCCGUUGGUGGACAUUUCUUUGGGUUCAAGAAUCUCCUCAAGGCAACCCAAAUUGAGAACUCCUCGGGACUGGAGCAUAGUGCAAAGGUAUACUGCUUAAUAAGUAGUAUCUUCUGGGUGCUUGGGUUUGGCAUUGAGUACUGUCUGCGCGGGAACUAA